AUGGGCUGCACGUCCGCCAUUGUCUUCACCUGCUUUGGUGCGGCGUAUGGAACCGCAAAGUCUGGCGUUGGUAUCUCCGCCAUGGGUGUUCUGCGACCCGACCUGAUCGUCAAGAACAUUGUUCCCGUCAUUAUGGCUGGUAUCAUUGGUAUCUACGGCUUGGUCGUGUCGGUGUUGAUUUCGGACAACCUCAGCCAGCAAGAAGCCCUGUUCACCAGCUUUAUCCAGCUUGGUGCUGGUCUGUCGGUCGGCUUGUCAGGUUUGGCCGCCGGCUUUGCCAUUGGCAUUGUCGGUGACGCCGGUGUUCGAGGCAGUGCUCAGCAACCUCGCCUUUUCGUCGGCAUGAUUCUCAUUCUCAUUUUCGCCGAAGUCUUGGGUCUUUAUGGCCUCAUCGUCGCCUUGCUCAUGAACUCCAAGGCUCAAACCGAUGUUCACUGCUAG
Molecule: messenger RNA, 441 nt
Organism: Exophiala dermatitidis NIH/UT8656
Lineage: Eukaryota; Fungi; Ascomycota; Eurotiomycetes; Chaetothyriales; Herpotrichiellaceae
Product: V-type proton ATPase proteolipid subunit
Exons: 2
Coding region: 1-441 (146 amino acids)
Biological process (GO): proton transmembrane transport
Cellular component (GO): proton-transporting V-type ATPase, V0 domain
Molecular function (GO): proton-transporting ATPase activity, rotational mechanism
Source: RefSeq, a predicted model, not a curated record